AUGAGCGCAGCAACGAGUGGGAAGGGCACAUUGCCCCAUCAGAUGCGCACUGCCGCCGAGCCCCGCCAGAACCGACUAUACAACGUCCGCCUGUCGCACAUCGAGCAGGUCAACCCAUGCGUGCGACUGCUGCAACUAACCAUUCCCCCCGAGGUGCAGAGUCCGGAGGAGAACAACCAAGAAAGCGAUCAAGAAGUAAGAGCUAGCUCUAGCCCUCACGAUCUCUAUCUCUCUCGCUCUGUGUCAUACCAAUUGCUUUCCACUCGUUACCCUCGUCGUACUAACCACGUCCCCCCCGUACAGUCCCACCCCCAACCAUUGACCUUCCUCCCAGGCCAAUGGCUCGACGUCCAUAUCCCCUCCAUCUCCAACGCAGGAGGCUUCAGUAUCACAUCCACUCCCGCGGACGCACAAGUCCUUCCCUCGCUGGCCGAGACAGCCCCCGUGGAAGCCAUCGCCAACGAUGAAGCGGGCCUGCCCCCGCUCAACCCGGGGGGUCGAUCGCCGUAUGUCGAGCUCGCCGUGCGCCACGCGCCCUCGAAUCCGGCCAGCGCAUGGCUCUGGAAGCCCACAGAGGAGAUUCUGGGUUCCGAGCUUAGCAUCCGUGUAGGAGGGAGCUUUGUGUGGCCGCCGUCCGGGGUGCGGUUGACUGAUAUUCGGAAUGUGGUUUUCAUUGCCGGAGGAGUGGGGAUUAACCCUCUCAUCUCCAUGCUCUCCCAUCUAAACAACGACGACGAGGCAACUACCACGCUCCGCCAUCCCUCCUUAAACAUCCACGUCCUAUAUUCCACCAAAAUUCCCCAGCCAGAAACGACAACGACGACGACAGCAACAGCAACCACUACCCAAUCCCCUGAGAGCUCACUGGACCAGAUCCUGUUCCUCUCCCGACUCCGACAUAUCGUAAACAUACAGUCGCAGCUGUGUCGUCUCCGGAUCACGCUGCAUCUGUUCAUCACGAACCUAGACGAGAAGAAGGCCUCUUCGCUUCUCGGACACUCAUUCGACGAUGACGAUGACCUGCGGAUACACAGUCGCCGGAUCAACGCCGACGAUCUGCGGGCCGCCGCGGCAAGCGGGGACGAUGGGACAAUCGAGCCGGGGAAGACGGUAGCCUACGUGUGCGGACCGCCGGGCAUGACGGAUGAGAUCGUGGGGACAUUGGAGGGGUUACUUGGUGGCAGAGAAAGGGUGUUCUACGAAAAGUGGUGGUAA
Messenger RNA from Aspergillus uvarum CBS 121591, 1215 nucleotides. RefSeq names its product FAD-dependent oxidoreductase. Gene Ontology annotation, molecular function: oxidoreductase activity. The transcript is spliced from 2 exons. The record is from RefSeq and is a predicted model, not a curated record. The coding region runs from base 1 to 1215 and encodes 404 amino acids. Lineage: Eukaryota; Fungi; Ascomycota; Eurotiomycetes; Eurotiales; Aspergillaceae. Gene Ontology annotation, cellular component: mitochondrion.